AUGGCUCUCCUCGACGCUGCCGCGCCGCCGGCGGGGGGCCCGACACUAUUCGGCAUGUCCAUGAAGCAGGUUUCCCUGAUCACGAGCCUUGUGCGACCGCGCCUUCUGGUGACGCAGAGUACUGACAAUGGCCUUGGUUCUUUUGCAGCUGACCUUCCAAAACUCGGCGCUGAUUCUGGUAUGCAUCUCCCCCGUCGCUGCCUUCCCUUUCGCAACAUGACGCUGACUAGGCCAUGGCAGAUCAUGCACUACUCCCGCAUCAUGCCUCCCGUGGGCGACCACCGAUACUUCACGUCAACCGCCGUCUUCCUCAACGAGGUCAUCAAGUUGUCCAUCUGCUUGACUUGCUCCAUCGCUGAGGUCUCGCGGACACUGGCCCCUUCGACGCCGGCUACUGUCAUCUUCGAACAGAUCUUCAAUUCUGUCUUCUCCGGCGACGGCUGGAAGCUUGCGAUCCCCGCUACACUAUACACUCUGCAGAACACCCUGCAGUAUGUCGCCGUCGGCAACCUGGACGCGGUGCACUUUCAGGUGCUUUACCAGCUCAAGAUCCUCACGACAGCCGUCUUCUCUGUCACAAUGCUACGCCGCGCGCUCGGCAUGAAGCGUUGGAUCUCGCUCUUCAUCUUGACCCUAGGAGUCUCCAUUGUGUCGCUUCCCCAACCUUCUGCAAACCAUGCCGGUUCUUCCUCCGCCAGCAUCCUUCUGCACGAUACCACGGAUCAUUUCUUCCCUCGUUCGGUACACGAGCUGGGUCAAGCUGCCGAGGGCGCCGCUGAGGUGGCUCGUGAACUCACCAAGCGCGCUGCGGACGGCCUUGCAGGCGUCGGCGGUGAAAUCGUGAAGCGAUCGGCCUCGUACCAAGGUAUUCAGGAGGACCAGGACCCGUCACCGCUCAUGAACUACUCUAUUGGGUUGUCCGCCGUGCUCGUCGCCGCUGUCGCCUCGGGCCUUGCGGGUGUUUACUUCGAGAAGAUGCUCAAGGACUCGGCCACCCCUGCUUCCGUCUGGACGCGCAAUAUCCAGCUGUCGUUCUACUCCCUGUUCCCCGCCCUUGCUGGCGUCAUCUUCAUCGACGGCGAGGACAUUGCCAAGCACGGGUUCUUCGAGGGUUAUAACUGGGUGGUCUGGACUGCAAUUGUUUUCCAGGCCGUCGGCGGCGUCCUCGCCUCGCUGUGCAUCAAUUAUGCCGACAACAUUGCCAAGAACUUCGCAGCCAGUAUCAGUAUUGUUAUUAGCUUUUUGUUUAGCGUGUGGUUCUUCAAUUUCGAAGUCAACUUCACUUUCAUCAUUGGCACCGCACUGGUCUUGGCCUCAACCUACCUCUACAGCAUCCCUGAUCGCAAGGGCCGCCCGCCACCGAUCACCAUUGCGAGCUAUGAGAAGGCCAUGGUCGACCCUGCCUACACGCCAGCGGUCACGGACGAGACCAAGCUUAACCUGGACCCGCUCGACGCGGUUCGCGGCAUGGGACUGUCGACGUCUAGACCAUCGUCGCCCAUGUUGCACCAUCACCGCGCUCCUUCAGCUAGGGGCAAGAACCGCGACGACUAG
This is a messenger RNA of Colletotrichum spaethianum, 1554 nucleotides long. RefSeq names its product UDP-galactose transporter 1. Gene Ontology annotation, molecular function: UDP-galactose transmembrane transporter activity. The record is from RefSeq and is a predicted model, not a curated record. Bases 1 to 1554 code for a protein of 517 amino acids. Lineage: Eukaryota; Fungi; Ascomycota; Sordariomycetes; Glomerellales; Glomerellaceae. Gene Ontology annotation, cellular component: Golgi membrane. Gene Ontology annotation, biological process: pyrimidine nucleotide-sugar transmembrane transport. The transcript is spliced from 4 exons.